AAAAAAGACUUGUUGAUGAGCAACAAUGAAGAGUAGCUCUCUUUUCCGAGGACUGAAUCCGAAUCCAGUUCCAGUUUGAGAAAGGAUUCAAUCGCAAAGUGAGUGAGUGUUCUUCAAUUCAACGAAUCAAUGCGAUUCAAUCAUCAAUGAAGUGCAGAUCCGUAGCGUGCAUAUGGUCACGCACACCAUUCCCUUACCAACACCGUGUCACCGCCGUCGCCGCCUUCACCCAACCACCGUCUCCCACCUUUUACACCGCCGGAUCCGAUGGCUCCAUCAUCUGGUGGACCCUCUCCCUUUCCUCUCCCACCCCGCAAGUUAAAGCUGUGGGUGUGUUGUGUGGUCACGCUGCACCCAUCACUGAUCUUGGGCUAUGCAGUCCCAUAGAUGCAGAAGAAACCGGUUGUGGAAGCAGUUUCACUGCGUUGAUAAGUGCUUGUUCUGAUGGGUUUUUGUGCGUGUGGAGUAGAAGCAGUGGGCAUUGCCGUUGCCGGAGAAAGUUGCCGCCGUGGGUCGGCACUCCUCUGAUAAUUCGAACUCUGCCUUCAACACCAAGGUAUGUGUGUAUAGCUUGCUCUUUUGUGGAUGGAAAUGAAGAUUUAGUGGAUAGAGAAGCUCAGCAUAGGAAGCCAACUAAAUGUACUAUCCUUGUUGUGGACACAUAUUCACUUUCCAUUACUCAAACUGUGUUUCAUGGGAAUCUAUCUAUUGGUCCUAUCAAGUUUAUGGAAGUGGUGUUUGAUGAUGAGAAGAGGAAUUCAGUGUUAGUGGCUGAUUCAGCUGGGAAUCAACAGAUGGUUGCGAUAUCGGAGGACCCUCUUGAUGGUGGGGAAAGCAUGGCAAGUUCGCGCCGUGAUAAAUCUCAGUUAGAAAGUUCUUUUAGGUAUGAGGGAUUCAGUGGUGCGGAUCAAAUUGUUUCGGUUUUAACCUAUGGGAAUAUUGUUGCUUAUGUCUUGAAUAAUUGUUGCAUUUUUAAGUCGUUGUCUAGUGAUAGUACAAUUGGAGAGGUUUCUUUUGCGGACAGUCUCUUGUGUUUAGGUGAUGGGGAUUCUACUCAAUCACAUGCUGUUGGUGGCAUUUUUCUUGAUGAUAUAGGGAAUGUGGCCAAUGCCCAUGAGUUUGGUGACUUGAUUCCAGUACAUUUUGUUGUGUGGAAUAGUAGAGGUUGUGCAAUUAUCUAUAAAAUAUUGUAUGAGAAUGAUGUUUUUCAAUGUGAACCUCAUGCUGAGAUUCCUGCUACUCAUGAUCAGCCUGAUAUGAGGUCAUCUAUUUGUUUUCUACAAGUUAAUCAACAUCUUGUGUGCAUCAAGUCAAUUUGCUUUCAUUAUGAGGAACCUUUACUAUGGAGACCACAUGUCACAAUCUGGUCACUGCUUCACUUUGAUGAUAAUCCAGGUAAAUUGUACCGUCAGUGCAGAAUGAUCAGUGAUGGAUCUUUCAACAACUGGUUUGAGAAAUCAACUCAACUCAAGAGUCUGGAUGAUAUUGAGACUACAUCAACUUUUGCUGCAAGUCCGAGUUCUGAUGACAUAGACAAUAUACAUGUGGAUAGCAUGACUAGUUAUUAUGCUUCCAAGGGGCAGAUAGUUUCUUCUUCCAUGAUUAUCUCUGAGAACCUCUUUACUCCUUAUGCUGUUGUAUUUGGAUUUUUAAGUGGAGACAUAGAAGCUGUGAGGUUUGAUCCAUUUCAAGGGAUUUUCUUGGAUGGUGCAGGUUCCAAUCCUGAUGAAAAGUCAGCUGCAUACAAACAGCAAUUCUUGGGACAUAAAGGUGCUGUACUUUGUUUGGCAGCACAUCAAAUAUUGGGCAGUACUAAAAGUUGUACUUUUAAACGGGUUUUGGUGUCUGGAAGUACAGAUUGCACAGUUCGUAUAUGGAAUCUUGACACUGGCAGUCUUAUUACGGUAAUGCAUCAUCAUGUGGCUGCUGUGCGUCAAAUUAUUCUUCCCCCAUCUUUGACUGGACAUCCUUGGAAUGACUGCUUUCUUUCAGUUGGAGAGGAUGCAUGUGUCACUCUUGUUUCUCUUGAGACUCAGCGGGUGGAGAGAAUGUUUCCUGGACACAUGAACUAUCCUUCGAAAGUUUUAUGGGAUGGAGCAAGAGGUUAUAUUGCGUGCCUCUGUCAAACACAUUAUGGAACUUCUGAUGGUGAUGUAUUAUACAUCUGGGAUGUAAAGACAGGUUCCCGCGAGCGAGUUCUACGUGGGACAGCUGCACAUUCAAUGUUUGAUCAUUUUUGUAAAAGCAUCAGCAUGAAUUCCAUAUCUGGCUCACUGCUGAAUGGAAAUACAUCAGUCUCUUCAUUACUUCUUCCAAUCGUUGAUGAUGCAAGGCUCUCCAACUCCUCCUUAAGUCCGUCAGAGAAGUUGCUUACUUCAUCAAGGUCAUCACCAAGUAUUUCAAACAUGACUGAGCUUAGAUCUUCCAAAGCAAAUGCAGGUGUAGAAAAUUCAUCAAAGCCAAAUUCGUCCUCCCUGUUUGGUCUCUUGAGUAACAAGCUUCCAAUCAAAUGCUCUUGCCCAUUACCUGGUGUUGUGUCUCUGAGUUUUGAUCUCGCAUCAUUGAUGUUCUCUUUUAAAAUGAAUGAGUCCACACAGAAUGGUGAUGGCAAGCCGGUUAAUAUCAACUUGGAGCAACAGGGAAUUCCGGAGCAAAACCCCAGCCACCAUAAUCCUGAAACUAUAGAGGGGCGUGACUGGGUUAGCCUAUUUGAAGAAUACUUACUUCGAUACAGCUUGUCAUUUUUACAUUUGUGGAGUGUAGAUAGUGAGCUUGAUAAUUUGCUGAUAAAUGAUAUGAAACUGAGGAGACCAGAAAAUUUUAUAGUCGCUUCAGGUAUUCAAGGAGAUAAAGGAUCACUGACAUUGGCAUUUCCUGAUGCUACUCUUGAGCUCUGGAAAUCUUCAUCUGAGUUUUGUGCAAUGAGAUCAUUGACGAUGGUAUCCCUUGCUCAACGUUUAAUUAGCUUGUCUCACUCUGGUUCAGCAGCCAGCAGUGCUUUAGCAGCAUUUUAUACCCGGAAUUUCAUUGAAAAUUUUCCAGAUCUGAAGCCACCUUCAUUGCAGCUCUUGGUGGCUUUUUGGCAAGAUGAAAGUGAACAUGUACGUAUGGCCGCACGCUCUAUAUUUCAUUGUGCUGCCUCUCAUGCUAUUCCACUACCUCUGCGAAAUUCAAAACCUAUUGAGUCUACUAAUAUGAGCUCCCAAGUGGGAAGUGAUAACAAACACAUGGGAGAUAUGACAGUACAAAGCAUAUCUCCUAAGGAAGAAAAGCAAGGGAUUUCCCAAGAUGAGGAAUCCAAAAUACUUGCUUGGCUUGAAUCAUUUGAAGUGCAAGAUUGGAUUUCUUGUGUUGGUGGAACAAGUCAAGAUGCAAUGACAUCUCAUAUUGUUGUUGCUUCUGCAUUGUCUAUCUGGUACCCUAGUCUUGUAAAGCCAAGUCUUUCUACAUUAGUUGUUCAUCCAUUAAUGAAGUUGGCUAUGGCAAUGAGUGAGAAGUACAGCUCCACUGCUGCUGAGCUCCUUUCAGAGGGCAUGGAGGGUACAUGGAAGGAAUGCAUUGCCUCUGAGAUUCCUCAUCUGAUUGGGGAUAUUUUUUUCCAAGUAGAGUUGAGUGGCCCAUCAUCCAAGUCAAUGACAGAAGUUCCAGUGGCAUCUUUUGCUAUUAAGAAGACAUUAGUGGAGGUUCUUCUUCCAAGUUUAGCUAUGGCUGAUAUACCAGGUUUUUUGACUGUGAUAGAAAGCCAAAUUUGGUCAACUGCAUCUGAUUCACCUGUCCACUUGGUGUCCUUGUUGACUCUUAUAAGGAUCAUGCGUGGUUCUCCAAGAAAUUUGGCACAGUACCUUGACAAGGUUGUCAACUACAUUUUACAGACUUUAGAUCCUAGCAAUUCAGUUAUGCGGAAGGCGUGUUUUCAGAGUUCGAUGACAACUCUCAAAGAAGUUGUACGUGUAUAUCCUAUGGUUGCUGUCAAUGAGUCAUGGACAAGACUGGCAGUUGGAGAUGUGAUUGGAGAAGUUAGCAAUGCAAGCAUUAGGGUUUAUGAUAUGCAAAGUGUCACGAUGAUAAAGGUUUUGGAUGCAAGUGGGCCUCCUGGACUACCAAGUUUGCUAACAGCAGCAACAUCAGGAACAGUGUUAGCUACUGCAAUUUCAGCACUAAGCUUUUCGCCAGAUGGAGAGGGGCUGGUUGCUUUUUCGGAACAUGGGCUUAUGAUUAGAUGGUGGUCACUGGGAUCUAUCUGGUGGGAGAAACUGAGCAGAAACUUUGUUCCUGUCCAGUGCACCAAACUAAUCUUUGUUCCUCCUUGGGAGGGAUUCUCACCUAAUUCAUCCAGGUCAAGCAUAAUGGCCAACAUUUUAGAAACAGAUAAGCAGUUGAACUUUGAGGAUGAUUCGAGGGAUUCAAAUCAUGGCGACAGUUUGAAACAAUUGCUUCAUAAUCUGGACCUUUCUUAUCGAUUAGAAUGGGUUAGUGAUCGGAAGGUAUUUCUUACAAGGCAUAGUCAUGAAUUGGGCACUUUUCAGUUAUAAGGAUCAACUAGUGGCUGAUUCUCUGAACAUCUUGCUGGAAAGUCUCAGUGAUUUCACAAUUUUAGUUGAGGCUUUAUCAUGAAACGAGCCUUUAGUGUGUGUAGCAGCCUUUAGCGUGUGUAGCAGCCGAUCAAACAAGCAAAAGAGGAUUCAUUUUUAGUCAGCUCAUACUAGCAUACUAGUUGAAGAGGUAUUCAUUGGAUUGCUUAAAAUUAGACACCCCAUUUGUGAGGAUUGAUUAAGAGAUCAGCAUUCAGCGCAGAUGGAUUCAGUUCCACUAUUGGUGAAGGAUUUUGGUGAUUCUCUCAGGAGGUCUUACAAAAAGAGAUGUUUUGCAUGGUUUCAAGAGCCAAUUGGAUGUCUUAGUGCAUCUAGAAAUAAAUUUGGCUAUGCUUUUGAUUAGAAUACUGGGAAAAGGAAGAAGGUUGGCUUACAGUAUAGGAGCUUUUAGCAACAUAUUUAUGGUUAGGGGUCAAAUAAUCAGAGUGAUUCAAAAUGAGUAACCACUCUUGGACUAUUUGGUCACUAUCUGUAAAUAAGUUAACUAGUUUCUCAAGUCCCCAAAGAAUAACGGGGAAAUACAUGUCUCAAUAGUUAGUUCUCGGCUUGUGCAGUUUUUUGAAAAUAUAUCAUUGGAGAAAUUUAUGUUGAUCUUUUCUGAAUUUUACCAAAGUUAUAUAAUUUUAUCGUGGUUACAAUUGUA
This is a messenger RNA of Lotus japonicus, 5235 nucleotides long. RefSeq lists its product as uncharacterized. The record is from RefSeq and is a predicted model, not a curated record. Lineage: Eukaryota; Viridiplantae; Streptophyta; Magnoliopsida; Fabales; Fabaceae. Gene Ontology annotation, molecular function: protein binding. The coding region runs from base 147 to 4532 and encodes 1461 amino acids. Gene Ontology annotation, cellular component: cytoplasm. The transcript is spliced from 9 exons.